This is a messenger RNA of Coccomyxa subellipsoidea C-169, 1694 nucleotides long. RefSeq lists its product as hypothetical. The transcript is spliced from 7 exons. NCBI's taxonomy places the organism in Eukaryota, Viridiplantae, Chlorophyta, Trebouxiophyceae, Coccomyxaceae. The record is from RefSeq and is a predicted model, not a curated record. Bases 117 to 1340 code for a protein of 407 amino acids.
GUCUAGCGUGUUCUGUAAUACAGCACAUUUAUUAUGUUUCGCUAGAAAGAACGCUCUAGGCGUCUCGUACGCAAUCGGGGAAGAGUGCGAAGGAUCAGUGCACCAGUCAAUAUAGAAUGAGCUCGUCUGGUUGGUGUGAUUUGCCGUCUGAUAUAUGGGACCUCGUUCUGUGCAACCUUGUAUCUACAGACCGGGUGUAUUCAGUGGCUUGCGCCGCUGAGGCUCUGGCAGCGCUGGGCCAGGUUUGCAAGCACACCAGGCGUCUAGCGGCUGAGAGGUGGGAGGCUUUAGCGGCAGGCUGCCCUUCAGUCCCACCUUGCCCGCUCACGAGCCUGCCCUUCGUAUUCGGACUGGACAGCUCCGCGACGGGGGAGCGGGGGAUUUUUUCGGUAUCGCGGCACGGGCGGCGGCUGGAGUGGCCCGCGGUGGCAGUGGAGCUGCACCGGGGCCGCGAUUCGCAGGUCAAUUUUGGGCCGCUGGCGCUGCAGACUUGCCUGGCCAUUUUCGGCGUCAAGCGCGCCGCCGACUGGGGGGACUUGGAGGCGUGUGCGGCGGAGCUGCGGGCGCGGCUGCCCACGCCCGGGCAGGUGGGCAGCUGCCGGGCACCCCUGAAGCUGCUGCUGGAGGUGCGGCGGCUGCGCUGCGAGACUCUCGCGGGGCCCGAAGCCAAGCGCUGCUUCCACCUGUCCAAUGCUGACCUCAGCUGCCUCGCACUUGUGAAGGAACCGUCGCUGUUCAGCCGCAGCGGCAGGGCGAGGCAGUACCGGCUGCUGGAUGCGCAGAGGGCCGCGCGCGACAAGUAUGGGUCGGAGGCGGCCAUGCUGCGGCAGGCACGGCGCAACCGAGAAGCCGCACAGCGAUUCCACAAGACCAGCAGCGGUGGCCAGCAAGAGCGGCAACGGCAGCUGCUGCUUGAGUUGGAGGCGCGGGGACUGAACAUCUUGGACGGCUUUCUGGCGGCCCAGAGGUACAUCCAGGGUUUGCCUGGGGGCCCCAACGGCCUGGCGGGGACGCCUCAGAGUUUGGAGGAAGCUGCGGAAUCGAUCGCGCGGCGACGGUUCAUCGUCGCGCACUGCUCUCCCGAACGCGCUCUGGCGCUGGCCGGCUGCCAAUGGGCUGCGCAGGAGACGGAGCAGCUGGCAGUGAAGGACAGGAAGUUUUUCCUUUGGGAGGAGCAGCUCAAACGGGAGGGCCUGCUGGAAUGGCUGGAAUCCCAGGGGAGCCUGGCAGAGGCUUUGGAGUGCUCAAACCUGCCUGCCAGCAUGCACAGGGAGAUCAAAGAAUGGUUUUUGGCUUGCAAAGUGACGUCCACCACCAUAGCACGUCAAAGCAAAUGUUGAGCACAUUAUGGCAAGGCCACAUUUUUUUAUUGCCAUUUCAGUAGGAGUGAGAGAGAUUGAGAAACACAUGGACGCAUGCAAGAAUCGAUUUCUUAUUUCUUAUAAGACAUGCAAGCAGACAUAAUGUCUGCCAGUUGUGUUGCGUUUCAGCACUGUUGCUACUGUAUACAGAUGAUUGCUUGUCAGGUUUGUCAGGAAAUGAUGGUGCUGUGCUAUAGAAAUACUGCAUUGUUACACUAUUAGAUAAUUGCUGCCCAUUGUUGGAUUUGCACAUGGCAGUGUAUCGCACUGCGAUGCUCAUAAUAUUGCAAAUAUGCUCACAAAACCAGAGAAUGUAAGGACAAUUUGCAAGCC